This is a messenger RNA of Actinia tenebrosa (Australian red waratah sea anemone), 2338 nucleotides long. RefSeq names its product heart- and neural crest derivatives-expressed protein 2-like. Gene Ontology annotation, biological process: developmental process; regulation of transcription by RNA polymerase II. The record is from RefSeq and is a predicted model, not a curated record. Gene Ontology annotation, molecular function: DNA-binding transcription factor activity, RNA polymerase II-specific; protein dimerization activity; RNA polymerase II transcription regulatory region sequence-specific DNA binding. NCBI's taxonomy places the organism in Eukaryota, Metazoa, Cnidaria, Anthozoa, Actiniaria, Actiniidae.
AGUCCGAUGUCUAGUCACUAAGCUUGUUGUUCAAACGCCAGCCAGCCUGUGGUGGCUUUUAUGAAGCCAAUAGAUCUGCCUAUCACAAGUGUGUAAGUACUACGGGUUACGUUGUUUUGAUAAUCGCACUCCACACGAAAAAUGCACCGAAGUGAGAGCACUAGUACGAGUGAAGCAACGGAUACGACCACUGAAUGCGAGACUCCUGACGAAGAUUCAACAGAACGACCCGCAAAAAAACGCACAACUGCUAACCGCAAGGAAAGAAAACGUACUCAGACUAUGAAUUCAGCAUUCGAGGAUCUAAGACAGCACAUACCGAAUGUCCCUGUCGAUACCAAGUUGUCUAAGAUAAAGACAUUACGACUUGCUAUCAGCUAUAUACGAUAUCUUAACGAAGUUCUAGAAGAAACUAAAGAUGGGAAACCAUGUACUCGGAAGAACUUCGUUGUAGAAAUGGCUUUACAAAGCGACAUGAAAGAGAAAAGAAGAAGAGAAGAGUGUAGUGCGGAUUUGUCCCCAAGAAAACGUGGACGGACAGGAUGGCCUCAGCAAGUUUGGGCAAUGGAGCUGAGACAGUAGUAAUUAAAGCCGUGGGGUCUCUCAAUAAACAGAAUGGCUCGAUUCUUCAUAGUAAUCAUGCACAACUUUGUCUUCAAAAGAAUGAGUCCAGUUGCCAGCAUAUGAGAAUACAGUAAUGUUGAAUACAUGACUAAAUAAGACCUGUACAAUGUUGGCCAACACAUCUAAAUCACUUAUACUGCAUGUCUAUCACGAGCUUAUCUCCACGAUCACUGAUUGAUACAUAUGAAGGUGCAGAGGGAUUAGAAUACUUUACUUUUCGUGUACAACAAGUGAAUAUCGACCAAGGAAAUGACAAAACAAAAGAAAUAAGUUGAAAUCCACACAUGGUUUGGUGGAUUAGCCUCACCCAGUGUAUAUACCGACAUAUUUAACAGAAUUGUAAAUACACAACCACUUCACUUGAUCAAGUUCACUCAGUUGUUAAAGUGACUGCACCGCCUCUGUAUGUGACGAUAUUUCAAUUUGUAAAUCCUCAAUCAUAUUUGGUAUAUAUUAUAUAUACAUCAGUCCAUAUUAGACAUGUAUAGCAAUCAAACAAGAUGCACAUAUAUGAUGUUGAAAAGAACGUCUUUGACUAUGGCUCCUGACUGAGGUAUUUAUAUCUACAUAUGGAUUGCACGUAGUGCAUCAACUCAUUUGUCCAUUUGUACAGGACUAUCAGACAAUCAAUGUGCCCAAAGUUGCCAGUUAGGAAAAAAUGGAAUUUCGAUUAUAUCCAAAAUGUGGCUGACCUUUUAUCUAUAAAAGAACCAUCUUCGUUUUCAAGCUGUGGAUACCUUAACAAUAGUAAUACCUUUUUUAGUUGACUUGAGUCCUCUGUCGGUCGUUGCUUGUCAUGGUUGGAUUUAUUACAACUUCCGAGAACAUGGAAUGAAAAAUUAGAGUAUAUAAAAAGUGAACUUUACUUUCUACUUAGAUGUAGUUACAAGAAGUGAUAACAAUGAUUGAUUAGAGGGCAGGCAACACCACACAAGACUGAAAAAUUAGAGUAUAUAAAAAGUGAAUUUUACUUUCUACAUAGAUGUAGUUACAAGAAGUGAUAACAAUGAUUGAUCAGAGGGCAGGCAACACCACACAAGACUGAAAAAUUAGAGUAUAUAAGAAGUGAAUUUUACUUUCUACAUAGAUGUAGUUACAAGAAGUGAUAACAAUGAUUGGUUAGAGGGCAGGCAACACCACACAAGACUGGGGUCGGCAAUAUAAUUCUAUCAAUGCAACUCCGUACCUAAUUGAUUGUACAAACUGAUAAUGUACACAAACCUAAUUGCAAAUACAAGCAGAAUGGUUUGAAUUACGAUUCCUGGAAAAAUCAAUACCAUAUCUUCUUCUUUGCCAAAACCUUCGAUUCCAAACCAGUGCCUUUUUCCAGUUAUACGUUUAUUCGUUACUUAGGACAAGCAUUGUUUACCAAGAUGAGUGUGGCUCUUGUGAGCGUAAAUGUGUUUUUAUUGUUAAACUUGUACAUUAUUUACUUAGUCGUAAAUAUGAGCAUGUCAUGAACUGAAUGAGUCUAUUGAAAGAACAUGCUUCCAUCUGAUGCCAUGUACUCUUAAUACCUAAGAAACCUGCAAGUAUUGUAGCUUAGUAAUAACCUAAAACAACAUCUCCAAAGACAAUCUAAAGAAAAGAUCUAUGUAUUAGAGAAUGUUUUAUUGCCACAUACAGUGGAUUGAUCCACCAGGCUAUUUCACAGUCCACAACUUGGACUUUUUUUAUGGUAUUUAUGUUAAUAAAGAGUUGCAGUGGAGUUGUA